Messenger RNA from Mizuhopecten yessoensis (Yesso scallop), 8908 nucleotides. RefSeq lists its product as uncharacterized. The transcript is spliced from 42 exons. The annotation marks the transcript as partial. The record is from RefSeq and is a predicted model, not a curated record. NCBI's taxonomy places the organism in Eukaryota, Metazoa, Mollusca, Bivalvia, Pectinida, Pectinidae.
GAAGAGGGGUGGAACAUGUGUGUUUGCCAACCCCGUGGCGAACUACGUGUGGGAGGCAGAGCUAUGUGUGGUGGAGAAAAAAUUUAUUUGUGCCCGGCCACAAGGUACAUGUCCUGAUGGCUGGGUCAGUAAUGCUGAGAAGUGUUAUCAGGUCAACUCGGCAGCCAACGCGCAAACAACCUGGUUUGCAGCAAAAACUUUUUGUGAGAACCAGAAAACCAAGCUUCUCACCAUUGACAGUGACAAAGAAGAUGAUUUUAUACAAUCCUCGCUCAAUGAUCUGAAAAUACAGAGGACAUGGCUAGGCUUCUCAGAUGUAAACUCCCCCAACAUAUACCAGUGGAACAACGGGACCAUGAUAACCAGCGGCUACACUAACUGGGACACUAACUUCCCUGCACAGCACAGUUCAAAGGUCACGAACUGUGGCAUCCUACAGAUCGGCCCCAGCAGUAGCUCCUGGUCCAAUGGGUACUGUUUUGACCUGCUUCCAUUCAUCUGCAAAUCAGAACUUGUGAAGACUGUUAUUCAACAGAGCCCUCCACCAGUCACCCAGCACUGUGACCAAGGCUGGAAGCUGUUCAGGAACCAGUGUUACUAUUUUGGUCACUCGGACAACUCCACCGGCUACAGCUUCACCGAUGCUCACCACUACUGUGUCUUGAACGGAUCCGAGCUUACCUCCAUUACAGAUGCUUAUGAACAGUCAUUUAUCACAGUUAAUCAGGCCCAAAUCGACACAGCUUGGAUUGGUCUCAAGUACAGCGUCAUCAAGAAAACAGUUGUCCAGAUUGUGGACAACACACCUAUACAAUUCCAUAGUUUUUUCCCCGGUGAACCAGAUGAUGUCACCACUGGUUCUACAUGUAUUCGUAUUGUGGCAGGCAGACAGGACUACACUGGGUCAUGGGACGAUGGGAACUGUACCAGUAAACUAGACUUCAUCUGUAAGAAACAAGCAUACCCUGGACCUCCUUCUAUGACAACACCUCCUUCUACUACAGUUUUUGGCUGGUCAUACAAGUGUGGCCCAGACUGGAUAUACAACUCUCUGGACGACUACUGCUACCAGAUCAUUGACGACCACCCUAAGACCUGGCCUGACGCUCAGUGGGACUGUAACAGAAGGGGUGGCAACCUCAGCAGUAUUAGUGGCCCAAGGGAACAGAACUUUCUACAGGCGGUUCUUUCCUCUGGUCAGUUUGCCAACCUACCAUACAACUUCUGGAUAGGAGCCACAGAUGGGACAGUGGAAGGGGGCUGGGAGUGGGUAGAUGGCGGGCCAUUCGCUUUCUUCCACUGGGAUGCAGGUGAGCCGAAUGAGUCGGGUGUUGGUGAGGACUGCGUGGAGAUUGUGUCGAUGUGGGGUUACAGGUGGAAUGACAAACGCUGCGACAAACGAAACGCCUACAUCUGUAAAAAGUUAGCCGCCCCUACCAUGACGACACCGGGAAGUGCCACUCAGACUCCAUCCCAGACCUGUGUGGUAGAGCCGAUGAUCUCGGGGAACUACAGUCUAUUAGAUGCCAAUGCCCUGUCUGCCUCCACGAUACGAGCUCCGCGGAACUCAGCAGCCGACUCGCGCUACUAUAAAGGCAGUAGAGGUGGGUGGUCAUCAAUAAAUACCAACCCAGGUCAGUACAUCAUGGCCAAAUUCUACAACACUGUUGUGAUGAAGGGAGUGACCACUGUUGGGCGAUCAGAUGCAGAUGAAUGGGUUGUCAGUUAUAAACUACAGUACCAGUAUGAUUACUACUCGGAGUGGGUGUGGUACCAGGAACCUCCAGGGACUACCAAGAUCUUCAGUGGAAACCACGACCCAGACACACCCGUCACCAACCCGAUACAGUUUCCUAUAGAGGCCAGAGGUAUCAAACUCUUCCCAGUGUCCUGGCACCACGGCAUAUCCCUGCGCUGGGAGAUCCUCGGCUGCAUACAGGAUUUCUGUACCCCGGACUACAGCGUGAGUGGGCCACUGGUCGCUCCAGACACUGCCAUUACUUCAUCAACAAAUUCUGACCCCGCCCACUCAGCUGCAGCAGGCAGACUUCAUCCAAUCACAGCCAAUGCACCUCCGUCCUGCUGGCGUGCCCGGUCUUCGGACAGUAAUCUCCAAUGGCUGCAGGUUGACCUCGGGAAAUCUGCAAUCAUUCGAGGGGUGACCACAGCUGGUAACCCUGAUGCUCAAGAGUGGGUUGGUCAGUUCAAAGUCCUGUACAAUCUUGGAGGUCCAAGCCAUAAUUUCAACUACUACUCUGAGCCGUAUGGUCGUAUUAAGACUCUCCCUGGUAACACUAACAACAAUGAGACGGUGACCUACUUUUUUAAGGGACACUUCACAGCUCGCUUCGUGAGAGUGGAACCGGUCACGUUUCAUACCUGGGUAUCCCUAAGGAUGGAUAUUCUGGUUUGUGCUCUUGGGUGCAGUGGUGUGCCAUUGAUCAACGGAAAAAACAAGAUCAGUGACGAUCAACUGGCAGCUUCUUCCCAACUUGAUCCCGAGCACGGUCCAUUUCGUAGUCGCCUGAACGUACCUGCCAUGGGUCGGUAUGGAGGGGCAUGGACAGCCAAAUUCAAUGAUGCUAGUCAGUACAUACAGGCUGACUUUGGCAAUCUCAUCCAAGUUGUCAGUUUGGCCACCCAAGGUCGCCAGGAUCAGGCAGAGUUUGUGACCUCCUACAAUAUCAGCUACUCACAGGAUGGUAAAAUCUGGUACGCUUACGACGCAUUCACAGGACACGCUGUGACAUUUGUUGGUAACUGGGAUCACACAUCAGUGAGGAAGUACGACUUUACCUACCCUAUCAUGGCCCGCCUCAUCCGCCUGUGGCCGGUAUCCUACCACGGUCGCAUCUCUGUUAGGUGGGAGAUCUACGGCUGUCCAGGUGCUGACUCGGGAAUAAGUAUUGGUUGCUAUGCCGACGACCCUCUGCAUCGUGACCUGACUUUUGAACCCUACACUGACCCCAGUGUGGGGAUGUGGCCCCCAAUGUGUAUCCACCACUGCUUCAACAAGGGUUAUUACUAUGCUGGUCUGCAGAACCAGUAUAAGUGUUUCUGUGGUAACUCCUAUGGUCAGUAUGGUCCAGCUACAGACUGUACUCAGGCUUGUUUCCCUCAGACAACCUACCAUUGUGGAGGCCGUACCUCCAACCUCAUCUACUCCACCGGUCUAACCCCAGACUUCAAGGUGUGCCUUCCCAAUUGGACUGGCUACAAAGACAUGUGCUACUUCCUGAUGCUGGAUCUACAGACAUGGGCAGAAGCCCAGCACCAGUGUAAGGUGAUGGGAGGUGACGUGGCAACUGUCAACAGUCAGGCAGUUCAGGACCUUCUCUUCAGCCUCAUCAACGAGAAAAACAGCCAGGACAUAUGGAUAGGCUUGACCGACACUGUGGAAGAGGCUGUGUUUGAGUGGUCAGCAGGGGAACCAGUCAUGUAUACAAACUGGAAUGCAAACCAGCCUCAGAGUCCUACUAAUGUGGAUGAGGAUUGUGUCAGCAUGUCCAAUUCAACAGGGGGCUGGCAGGAUGAGGACUGUUACUCACACAAACAGUACAUGUGUAUGUCCCCCAAACAUGGCACGAACAAACCAACCACAACCCAGCCUGUCGUUGGCUGUGCUCCGGGGUGGAAGGCCUUCCGAUGGUCCUGCUACCUUCUUGUUGACAUGCCUAGGAGUUUCAUUGACGCAAACAAAGUCUGUCAUGACCACUCAGCUACUAUUGUGAGGAUUGAGGACAGAUAUGAACAAGCAUACGUGUCCAGUGUUCUGGCUAGUAAGACGGGUCAGUACUGGACGGAUGUCACAGACCUUGCUAGCCCAGGCACUUACAGAUAUUACGAAGAUGGCUCAGCACUCCAAUACACCAACUGGGGCCCAAACAAUCCAACUAGUAGCAGUCGAUGUGCAGCCCUUCAGGCCGGCGGUGCUAACAAUGGCCUGUGGUUUGAUGUUCUGUGUAACACAACAUCCAAGGUUGUUUGUGAGCAGACAAGGCGGGGGUUCACCACGCCCACUCGACCCCCAACUACCACAGGCUUCAUUCCCUGCCCAAUGGGCUGGUGGACCGAUUCUAACGAUCCUAACAGCUGCUUCCAGGUUAACAUCCAGCUACCAAAUAAGAGGCUUAGUUACCAGGAUGCAGAGGCUGACUGUAAAUCACAAGGAGCAGUGAUGGCGGUGUUCCACAACAGUGCUCCCUAUGACACCCUGUGGAGGAACCGAAUGGUAGGAACAAAUAAUGGAAACUUCUGGAUUGGACUGAAGUAUUCUGGACGCGCUGGUCAUGACGGUAAAAUAUUUUCCUGGGCGGACAAAUCUAGGGUUGACUUUGUGAACUGGAGUCCAGGAGAACCCAAUAAUUUCCACAAUGCUGAGAACUGUGUGGAGGUCAUAUACUCCUCGGGGAAGUGGAAUGAUUCCCCCUGUAGUCGAACCAAGAACUGGAUCUGUUCUAUCAGAAGAGGGACCACAUCCCGACCUAGAAUGACAAUGCCAACACCUCCUGCUCCACUAUAUAAUUGCCCUCACCAUGGGUAUGUGAGAUUCCCUUCCAACAACCACUGUUACCUGAUCCAGGAUGCCUCGGGAAACUAUGCCAAGUCCUGGCGAGAGGCUCGCACUUUUUGUCAGACUAAUGGUGGCGAUCUCGCCAGUAUUGGUACCAUUGGAGAGCAACGCUUCCUGGAGUUUCAGAUUGCCAAUACAUCCCAGAUGUUCCUGUGGAUUGGUUUCAAUGAAAUUGAUUCCCCAUAUGGCUACCACUGGUCCGACGGCACUGUUCCAUCGUUCAUCAAUUGGAACGACAAUGAACCCAACGACUACGGAGGUGCAGAGGACUGUGGCCAAAUUGCAGUUAAAAACGGGAAAUGGAACGACAAUCACUGUGCAACAAAGACGGGUUAUAUUUGUGAGAACGGACUUGUGUCCCACAAUGUCACCACACCGGCACCCAUCAUACAUGGCAACUGUCCUGCUGGGUUCAGGCCCUACGGCAACAAGUGUUUCCGGGUCUACACAUCUCUCAAAACCUGGCAAAAUGCCAGUCAAUUUUGUCAGGGCCUUGGAGGGAGGCUGAAAGGCUACCAUCUGGCCAGCAUUGCAAAUAAAUUUGAAAAUGCCUUUGUGACGACUUUACUAGGCGACCGGGGAGGAAUAAGCCCCUGGAUUGGUCUGUAUUUUUUCCAUGGUAAUAUUCGUUGGAUUGACAACACUGACCUAAACUACUCUAACUGGGACAGGGGAGAACCAAACGGUCACACAAGUUCGUCGAUGUGUACACGGCUAUAUGGCCGCCAACACAAUGCUGGACUCUGGGACGACUACAGUUGUAAUACCAAAAACCCCUUCAUCUGUGAAACAAAGAAAUUGACCAGCAUUAUAACACCAGAACCGAUGCCCAACAGCUGUCUAAUACACCCCGGCUUUAAAGCCUUCAUGUCGGACUGCUUCAUGUACGUCCCUACCAAAAUGAGCUGGGCCAACGCCAACGCGUUCUGUCAGAGCAAGGGCAGAAGUGUCUUCCUGGCCACCCUCACUAACAGGUUUGAACAGGACUUCUUCUUGCUGCUCAUUAACGACCCCUCCAUAAUCACCAAGUCAGGUGUCUGGAUCGGACUCCACAGCACUCAGGGUAACGGAACAUACACAUGGAUAGACAGCAAGUGGCCAGUACUCUACACCAACUGGGCUCAGUCCCAGCCAGCUGUGGCCACAGGCAGUCAACAGUGCGUGUCGUCCAGUCUGACCGGGGGUUGGGCCGUCAUGCCCUGUACUUUCCAACUCCCAUUUGUCUGCAAACUCAGUACAGCUAAUCCGCCUGUAACUCCUCCACCUCCAAAUGCCCAGUGUCCUGACGCAAAUUGGCUUUCGGAGGUAAAUGGGACACAUUGUUACUUAUUUAAGUUAAUGGACACCAAGACCUUCCUGGAUGCUACGCUGUCUUGCAGCAGACAACAAGCCACCCUCGUAUCCAUCAGCGGCAUCAGAGACAUCAUCAAACUGAAAACCUUAGUCGGGACCAUUACAACACAGAUUGAUGCUUUCUGGAUCGGGCUACAUAAAUAUGCUUCAUCUGGGUUCCAGUGGGCUGACAAUUCCCCUAUACCAUUUGUUUACUGGGAGAAAGGGGAGCCAUCAGGUCGAGAUGGACAGGGGAACGUGGAGGACUGUGUUGUCAUGCAAGCUUGGAAUGGAAAGUGGGAUGAUCUUGAUUGUGGUUUGAAACGUGGAUAUGUCUGUCAGAAAAACAAAGUUGCAGACCACAACAUUGUCACCAUUCCAUCUGGAGCACCGAACACAUCUCUGGCUAGUCCUACUAAGGCACCGACUCCAACACCAAGCCAACAAGGUCACAGUACACCCAAGGUCAUCGUUCACAGGUCCACCCCCCGGCCUCAGAUAAACCCACCCGUUCAUAUGUCCUCUAACCCAGCGGCCAAUACGAACCCAACCCGACCCAGGUUCACUCCAGUACCCACCGGCAGCUAUGGGCCGGGUGUAACACAGAAACAGGGAGCCUCCAACAGAAGUAGUGGUAUGGGAGGAGGCGGAAUAGCUGGGAUUGUGAUUGGUUGCUUGGCUGUCGUGGUCCUCGCGGGCGUAGGCGUUAUUCUGUGGAGAAGGAAACAGACGAGUGCCCCAGGGCCGGGCCUGGGUUUUGACAAUACAGUGUAUCAAUAUGACUCCAGAGAGGAACAUGGAGGAUUCACAGACUCAACAACUUCAGACAGAUGAGGAGUAUAGCUUACUGUUACUUAAGGUUAAUUAGAGAUGACUCGAGUACCUAAUAUGUAACGAGUGAGCUGACAUAUAUCCCAUUGGAAUAUUUACGUGAGGGAAAUUGUGAACAUGGAAGCAUUUUAUUAUCUGGGUCAUGGUGCAAUAUACUUGGAAAAUGAAAGUGAAUCAGUGCUUUUAUUUGAAAUGCAUAAUGUGGAUACAUAAUCUUGUAUUUCACCAAGACUGGAAACUCAAAAUGAAUUCCAAUUUAUAUACUAAUACAUAUCAGUAAAUGAAAUCCCAUGAAUGAAUGACUGUUUUAGGUGUUUACAGUGUAAUAUAUUCCUUCAUUGUUUCCAUAGUUUUGUGUCAUUAAAUGUGAAGACAAAAAUUCAUUUAUUUACAGGGUUUGAGGGUAUCCAGUGUUUUAUUGAAGCCUUAAAGAUCAAACUGCUGUUUAUCGGGAAAUUUUUCUGCAGUUUAUCGUUUGCCUUUUUUGUCCUCCAUAAUGAGGGCAAAAUCAUGACAGUGAAUAUUGAGUGCUCAGCAUACCAUUUAUAGUAAUUACAUCUGAAGGGAGAAACUAGCCCUGGGUGAACAUGGAUUUUAUCAGUGAAGGGUGAAUAUUUGAUGGGGCGAGAGUUACCCUGUACAAUGUGUUUGGAUGAAGCCCAACAAAAUAUUUGUUCCCAAAACCAGUCAACAACUGUUUUGUUGUUCUCCUAUUCAAACGUCGUCAAGUUAGUUCAGGUAAUUGUUCAAAUUAACAUAAAACAGUGUUUGGUUUUGUUACAUUUUUUCCUGCAAAAACAGCUGUCAAAUAGUUGCUGACAUCAUUUUUUACCACUAUUCCAUUCAAAUGUUCAAGCUACAAAAAGUCUGCAAAGACAGUCGGUCUAAUGUUCUCCAGGCUACAGGGCAACAGCUGCUAAAAAGUAGACCUUAAAAAGUUUGGUAGUGCAGUUUAAAUUCUUUUGUUUGAACACUUUAUGGGAAAAUUCUAUUCUUGAAACCUAUUCAGAGCAGAGAUUGUCUAUCAACUGUUUCACAGGGGUAUAACAAUACUGCUUAUUCGUGGUGAAAUUGUUUAUAUUACUCUUUCGUUAUUGAUGCUCCAAUUCUUGGUUUCUUUAAAAUAGUAUGUGUAUGAUAAAUUUGUAUAGAUAUUUGAAUAAAGGACAAGGUUAAAAUGAGCAACUUAACAUUUCACCAGUGAUCUGCAAUAUUAAGGCUGUUUUUAUUAAUUAUAAUUUACAAAAUAAGGUCCAUCUCACCUUGAAAAAUGAAUAUGCAAAAUUUUACCAUUUUAGCAUUUUUUCAUAGUAACAUCACAUUUCAUUUUGAGAUACAAUACAAUGGCUGAUUAUUCACCCACCAAUACUUCGGGCGGAAGGGGGUUGGAAGGUGGCAUAAAGGUUUUGCAUAUUUCACUCCAUCAGUCUAUCCUUUUUUUCGGGCAUAUCUUGCAUACUGUGUCAUAUCACCUAUGAGUGUUUAAUCCUACAUGGCAGUACCUCGAGGGAUGGCAGAGUGGUUGCAUUAUAAAAUAAGAUUUCACAUCAUUAUAUUCACAGGUUUGGCCUUUUGUUCAUGUUUGAAUAGGAGAAUUAUUGAUUUCUUGAAAUAUUCUACCUUGCAUUUUAUAGUGUCAAAGAAUUUAAACUUGAGGUUGAGGAUUUCUGAAUUCUUUUUGAAUUUCAAGACAUUGCAAGUGUAUUGGAAAAAUGUAAUUUAGUGACAGUUACGUAAAAUCAUCCACAAGUUACACUGGGAUAUGGUAGAGAAGCCUUGAGGUUACAAAACUCUAUACACAUCUAUUUAUUAGACUUGUUUGUGAUAUAUUUAAGUGCUAUGUUAUCUUAAAAUGUUUAAAGUGGAAUAUUAUUUUAUAAUUGUUUACAUGAUGGUUUUUGUAAACAACAUCAUAGAAGUUGGCUCUUUGAAAUGACCAUGUUAUUGAAAGUAAACAAAUUGUUGAUUGGUUGGUUGUGAAUCAAAACAUUUGUUGAUUGGUUGGUUGUGAAUUAAAACAUAUGUUGAUUGGUUGGUUGUGAAUCAAAACAUUUGUUGAUUGGUUGGUUGUGAAUCAAAACAUUUGUUGAUUGGUUGGUUGUGAAGGACAGGUAAAAUUGAACCUAUAGAAUAGCGCAUUAACUGGAAACUUAAUAAAAUUUGUCAUUGUAU